UAAAAAAGGAAAAGCUGAAGCAAUUCAAUUCUGUUCCCUGAGAAACCAAAACCCUAAAAAAAUGGGAGGCAAAUGUCCAAGCAGGAAGGUGAAGAAGAGAAGAUACUCUCACAAGACGGCUCGUCGCUCCAAAUUCCUCCUCAAAGCCGACGAUGCGGUAUAUGAGGAGCUGCAAAAACCUGAUGGAGAGAUGAAGUCAACUUUGCCUCUCGACGAGGAUUUACCUGGCAUGGGCCAAUAUUACUGUCUCCACUGCGACCGCUACUUUGCUAAUGUGACUGUGAGGGAUGAGCACUUCAAGACCAAACGUCAUAAGAAGCGUGUGAAGCAAAUGAUGGGACCUGCACCGCAUAAUCAACUCGAUUCUGAGUUAGCUGCAGGAAUGGGUGCCCCGGAUAAUGGUCUUAAGCUUAUGUCCAUGUGAGCAUCCUGUUUUUGGUUUCUUUGCUGAUACACUAGUUUAGAUGACAAGUAAAUUCAAACAGGCCUUCUUUAGCUGGAGGACAUUUUGUUUUAUAACAAAGGUCUCUGCAGUGGUAUUUCCCUGUAUUGCUGUAAAAGUAAUGGCGACUAGCUUUCUUCAGGGUCUGCUCUGCUAUUAUAUUUAUCUGAUAGUUAAGGGAGAAUCAGGAUUUAAUCUUGAAACCUUGUAUCCAAAGGGAAGGCCUGAUACCUUGGCCAGUUGAUGUUAUGUGGAUUUUACAUCCGGGCAUAUUGAUUGGUCAUGUGAUCAUAACUUUACAGGGAAUUCGAUAAAAAAAAUGUGAUGAAAUUUUUUUUCACCA
Populus euphratica (Euphrates poplar) is the source of this 785-nucleotide messenger RNA. Its product is annotated as zinc finger (C2H2 type) family protein. The transcript is spliced from 4 exons. The record is from RefSeq and is a predicted model, not a curated record. NCBI's taxonomy places the organism in Eukaryota, Viridiplantae, Streptophyta, Magnoliopsida, Malpighiales, Salicaceae. Gene Ontology annotation, molecular function: zinc ion binding; nucleic acid binding. The coding region runs from base 62 to 424 and encodes 120 amino acids.